UUGUAACUUGGUAACCAAUAAUUUGUUGGCAUCUCCGUGGUAACUUUUGAUAAGACAAUUGAAUAGCAACAGAUGUCGCUACACAAUUUUAGAUAUGGUUGCCAUCUAUCAGCAAGCUAGCAGUACUUCAAUAUCUACACUGUAAAAAAAGAAAAAAAAUCAGACGUGAAAAGGAGAUUAUUAACUUUUAUUACGUCUUGAACUGAUAAUUAAAUUUAGCUACAUCUAUAAGUAAACUCUGUUGCAUUGAGUAAUUACAGUAAUUUCUAUCCUUAUUAUGUAACGUAUCAAAUCAUAACAGUGUACAAUGAUUGUAAGAUACGAGAACGAUACGAAGUGGCGAAAUAAAAAGAAACGUUUAUUGAUAAAGUUAAGGAAUAUCAAAGUAUAAAGAAAUUCAACGUAAACGUUACGUAUCGUAUGGAUACUUAGGCCUUGAGCAAAAUACUUUGCAUAUACACAGACGGUAUACGCGUUCGUAUGGAACGAUUCAAUUUAACGUUGAAAACAAUACUCGCGAGACGAGAAAUUUUGAGGUUAUAAAGCAACAAGGUAAAGAAUUACUAAAAUGAAUAUCAACGAAAAUUGGCUGAAUUACGGUGACAAGAAGUACGCAAAAACUAAAGCUUCGAAACAGUUGGACAGUCAUAUUAGUAAAAUUCAAGAUGUGAAAGCUCAGUUAAACGCUGGGAAAUAUCAGCAAGGAAGACAAGCUGUAUCGCUUGCACAAUUUCUAAGGGCAGAAUUAACAAGAGGCUAUCAAUUAGAAAAUGACGAGGAAAGUUUCUCUGCAAGAAGAGAGAAACUUUAUUCGUUUUUGAAAAUUCCAAAGGAAGUUGAAAAAUUUAUGGCCUAUGGGUUUUUACAAAAAGAAGAGGGAUUUAAAAGUUGGAGAACGAUAUCUAAGACCGGCACAGAUGUGCGACCUUUUAAAGGGAAUUGUGGUCAUCACCUGUUGGGCAGCUACAUGGAAAGUUGAUACCUCUAUGAUAUACCACUUGGUCAAGAGUCAAUCUGUGAUAAAAUUGUAUAUAUUUUAUAAUAUGCUGGAAGUUGGUGAUAGAUUAUGCAGCGUCUUUGGACAAGAUAUAAUAGACGCUCUUUUUUGGACAGCUACAGAGCCUAAAUCAAAGUCACAAGCAAGAUCUCAACAAUUGGGCAUCCUCCCUCAUCUAUUAUUUGCCUUUACAUAUUUUGUAGAAUUAAAAGGUUCUGUCUUUAAGAAAUUUGACAAGAACAAUCUCUUUCAACUGUCUUGUGCAGACGUGAGAGAACGUUUUCAUUUAAUGAUGCUGCUUCUUGCUGUAAAUCUUCAAACAAUGAAGGAAUAUGCAUGGAAAGCUGAACGACUUGCAGUACUUCUACCAGAUUGUAUACUGUUGCUCUUUGCUGAAAUCCUUGUAGAUUGGCUUAAGCAUGCCUUUAUAACUCGUUUCAACGAGCUCCAUUCAACGGUAUACAGAGAUUAUACUAUUAAAGUAGCCUACGACAUGGCUCAGACUCGCCAGGAAACUGCCUUUUCCGACCCAUCGGAUGUGGUAGCUCGUAGAAUGGGUUUUAUUCCUCUUCCUCUAGGAGUGGCGAUAGGAAGAGUACUUUGUACAACCAUUACACCACCUGUCCAACCAGCUAACAUAAUUUUGUUGCUUCUAGCCUAUUUUAUCUUAGUAACAUUCAAGAUAUUAAACAGUUUGAUAAUUCUCGGCAAAGCGUGCGAUGUGAUUUUGUCACAUUCCAAAAAAUCAGACCACGAAGUAACGUACAAUUGUAUGGAAUAGUACUUCGAUAUACAAAUAAAUCAAAAAAUUCAAAACGAUACCUUGGUGUUAUUUUUGAUCCACCUUCUGUACAAUUCAUAAGCUAGGAGAAUAUCUGUUUAUAAUAUUUUAUCCCUUCAUUUAUUAAGGUACAUAAAAUUUUGUAUUUUUUGCGUUUUUAUCAGUAACUCUCAUCAUUCUAUCGUACUCCAAGUACUGUUAAAUACUUCACUGUAAUACUAUAAUUUUGUGCAGUACAGUUUUAUUAAAACGUAACUUUAUUUCUUUAUUAUUUAUAAAUACAUGUUAUUUAUAAGCGUACAAAAGAUAUGAAAAGAAAUAAUUCAUAUUUAUAUUCAAUGUUUAUAUUUAUUGAGUCAGUGAUAUUUUUUAAUGUACGCUCUGUACGUUUUUUCAAUUAGUUAAUAUCUUGUAUAUAUUUUAUUGUUUUCAUCCUACAAACAGAAUCUUUAGCUAAAUUUUUACCUCUACAUCUUCUUUUAGACUUAUUCAUUUUAUACAAGUUGGUGGAUAACUUAUUGUCUUCGUACUCUGGAAAUGUGACAUUGCACACUGAUAUUUUACUACGUUGUUCACGAUCUUUAAUUACCGAUGAUCGCAAAAUACAUAGAUAAUUGCUAGAAUUCAAGAAUGUUCUGAGUGUGAUAGCCUAUUAAAAGUAUAUAUGCAAUAUUAAUUGAUUUUAAAAAGUAAAUCAGGAAAAAAUUUUUUGAGCUAUCGUUGUAACAUUUUGAAUUAGUCUUUCCUGUGAUAUUGCAUUUUAUAUAACUUGUAAUAAUAUAUUAUUUUUGUGAACAGAAUGUUAGAACUCACUCUACCAUAAAACUCGAAUUCUUGUAAAUGAGUUUGUAACUUGCUCAUCCAUGAUUUCAAGUUUUUUUCAAAAACUCCAUGUGUUUCAAACAUUGUAUUAUUUGUUUCUCCAAGAUGAUCUGCGUGGCAUUUUAUAUCAUUUCCCAACUUUUUAAGGAGCAUUUUAAGUAUUGUCAUUAAACUAGCAAACUCAGAGGAUGCUAGAAUUAUAUCUUUCUCCGAAAGUGGAAGAUACAUUUUUUCAAAUAAUUAUAUACUUUUAUAUUCUUAUUUGAAAGAUAAGUCAGUUUUGAAACGCUACUUAAUCAAGAAAUGUAAAAAUCUACAAUAGUAAUGAUAAUAAAUAUAAUAUAUACAUUCUAUAUUAAUUGUUUUACUUCUGAUUUUCA
This is a messenger RNA of Heterotrigona itama, 2980 nucleotides long. The record is from the annotation of a GenBank genome assembly. NCBI's taxonomy places the organism in Eukaryota, Metazoa, Arthropoda, Insecta, Hymenoptera, Apidae.